Molecule: messenger RNA, 2749 nt
Organism: Hyaena hyaena (striped hyena)
Lineage: Eukaryota; Metazoa; Chordata; Mammalia; Carnivora; Hyaenidae
Gene: VPS9D1
Product: VPS9 domain containing 1
Exons: 15
Coding region: 51-2036 (661 amino acids)
Biological process (GO): vesicle-mediated transport
Cellular component (GO): endocytic vesicle; cytosol
Molecular function (GO): guanyl-nucleotide exchange factor activity; small GTPase binding
Source: RefSeq, a predicted model, not a curated record
CCCGCCCUCGGCCGCCGCCGCCGCAGCGACAGCCUUCCCUGUCCGGCGCCAUGGCCGCUGCGGCCGGGGACGGCGCGGCGAAGCCGCUGCAGUGCGCCAUGAAGCUGGCCAACGGGGCCAUCGAGCUGGAUACCGGCAACCGGCCCCGGGAGGCAUAUACGGAAUACCUGAGGAGCAUCCACUAUAUCUCCCAGGUGCUGCUGGAAGAAGUAGAAACCACCAGAGAAAGUGGGGAACCUGUGGCCCUGGACACCUCAAAGAUGCUGAAGCUGGCUGAGCAGUGUCUGGAGAGGGCCCAGUCAACAGCUGCCAAGCUUGGGAAAACAUGCCUGAAGCCAGCCAUGCCUGCGGCUGCUCCUGUCCCCUCAAGUACCAGCCGACAUCGCCGGGUGUACUCAGAUGAAGGGGGGAAACUCUCUCCGUUUCUGCCACCCGAAAUCUUCCAGAAGCUUCAGGUGGUAGAGUCACAAAGUUCUAAGAAGGAGCUGACACCUCUGGAGGAAGCCUCCCUGCAGAAUCAGAAGCUGAGGGCCGCCUAUGAGGCCCGGAUGGCCCGUCUGGACCCCAGCCAGGCCAUGCAGAAGACAUCUCUGACCCUGUCCCUGCAGCGGCAGGUGAUGGAGAACCUUGUGAUCGCCAAAGCCCGGGAGGAGACCCUGCAGAGGAAGAUGGAGGAGCGCCGGCUGCGGCUCCAGGAAGCGGCCGACAGGAGGUUCUGUAGUCAGGUCGCCCUGACUCCGGAGGAGCGGGAGCAGCGGGCCCUCUAUGCUGCCAUCCUCGAGUACGAGCAAGACCACGACUGGCCAAAGCACUGGAGAGCCCAGCUCAAGAAGAGCCCGGGGGACCUGUCGCUAGUGACCAGCCUGGUCUCCCACCUGCUCAGCGUUCCCGACCACCCCAUCUCGCAGCUCCUGAAGAAGCUCCAGUGCGCGGUGUACCGGGCGCUCUACCCCGUCGUGAGCAGGGGCGCCGUGGGCACCGCUUCCGCCCCCGGCUGCUGCUCCCUGUCCCCGGACGCCGACGGGCUGCGGGCUCCUGGGAGCCGGCGGCUCCGGCCCUCGCAGAGUCUCUACUGUGUGCUCUCCCCGGCGGAGCCCAGCCCAGCCCCUCGGCCUGCAGACGGCACCCACGCCAGCCCCCCCAGCCCCCCGCUGCACCCCUGUCCCGCAGAGGGAGGGCCAGACGGCAGCCUGGGCGGGCCCCCUUCACCCCCGGCACACACCUUGACGGGCGCACAGGGCAAACACAGCUCCUUCGAAGACCUCGAACACUUCCUGGCCACUUCUGAGGGGUGGGGCCGGGGGCGCGGGAGGCCGCCUGAGCUCCAGACCUCAGGCGUGAAGACGGAGCCGCUGUCGCAGCAGCUGAAGAGCACUGUGAAGGACAUACACAAUGCCAUCGACAGGCUGCUCUCGCUGACUCUCCUGGCUUUCGAAGGCCUGAAUGUGGCCGCCUCCAAGGACCGAUGCCUGGCCUGCAUCGAGGAGCCCUUCUUCUCCCCACUGUGGCCCUUGCUGCUGGCGCUCUAUAGGAGCGUGCACCGCCUCCGGGAGGCCGCCCUGGGCCGCAGCAUGGAGCUCUACAGGAACGCGCCCCCCACAGCCAUCGGCGUCCCCGCGAAGCUCCUGCCCCGGGAGCCGGGGGCCUCGGCAGCCGGCGCCUACCCCUACUGUGCUGCCGCCCAGGAGCUGGGGCUGCUGGUCCUCGAGAGCUGCCCGCAGAAGAAGCUGGAGUGCAUCGUGCGGGUCCUGCGGGUCAUCUGUGCGUGUGCCGAGGACUACUACCGGGCCCAGGAGGCCGCGUCUGAGGCCAGACCCCAGCUUGGCGCCGCAGCCAUCGGUGCGGACGACCUGCUGCCCAUCUUGUCCUUUGUGGUGCUGAGAAGCGGCCUCCCCCAGCUGGUGUCAGAAUGCGCGGCCCUGGAGGAGUUCAUCCACGAGGGGUACCUGAUUGGAGAGGAGGGCUACUGCCUGACGUCACUACAGAGCGCCCUGAGCUACGUGGAGCUGCUUCCCCGGGGGGCCCUGGGCAAGUAGAGGAGGACGGAGGCCGCUGCGGACGCCCCGGAGCCUCCUGCUCCGCCGGGGGCAGCAGGCCGCUGCGGUGCGGCUCGCGCUCGCGUCCCGCCCUGACGUCUGCCCCCCAGGAGCUUGAGGAGGGAGGCCCUUCCGCUCUUCAGAGGAUAGAGCUGAGCUGAAUCGGCGCCUAGGAACGAGGCCCUUCUCUUUCCUCAGCCUCCGAGAGGCUUUGUGCAGGGAGACCAGAGCUGUGGACUCCCCUGGGCCCUGUACACCCUCACAGACCCCGCAGCUCCAGGGUAGGGAGGGGGCCGCAGGCCUGGCAGAUGGCAGGUCUGCUUUCUCUCCCUUCCCGUCCCUGGCGACAGCUUCCAGGGCCCGUUUCUUGUUAGAAGAAGGGAGCGUCCCCGUCCCCUGCCUCUGAGGCCUGGAGUCCAGGUGGUUUGACACUAUGCUGUUUACUUAUUGGGCUGACCACGCCACCCUCCUCUGGAGCCCAGGCAUCCCCAGGGCACCCGCCCACAUCCGGGGCCUCUGAGCCGUGCCCACCCUUGGCAGUAGGCUUUGGACACCCUGGGGCCUUUGGCUGAUUCCCACCCCGGCGUGUCCCUUUCUGGGUCAGCGUGAACCGGAGGGUUAGCGCCUGCGUGCAGCACAGCGUCCACUCUGACUGUGAAGUGCCCCGGCAGCCACUGACACGGCCAGAAAUAAAGAGGUCACUGAUCGCUCUC